UACUAGGUACCUACCUAGGUUAGUAGUAUGGAUUGGUAUUAGGUACCUAGCACUGACACCAAACCCGCAUCAUCAAUGGCACAUGCCCCUAAAAUAAUAGCCAUUGGUGAGCCCCAAUUGUUCCUAGGUUCCAGGGGGGGGCUUGCAACAUUUUUACCUAGUAACUAACUACACAGUUACUCUGUAGAGUCUGUACCCUUUUCUCCCUUGUCGCAAUAGAGGGACCCUUGAAGCAAGCACGAAGCAAGCACCUGUAAAAAAGAAUUCCCCGAGCCCCGACGUCGCCAGAUGAUAAGGUACCCUAUACCCUAUGCAGUAAUACUUACUAGGUAUAGUAGUACUAUAGUACUUACAUCCAUAUCUUAUCCACCGAGUUUCCGGCUACUAGGUACGAUUGAACUUACACCUUUACUUUUACUACUUUUACUUACUACGCUUCUUCUUCUUCUCCCUCACUCAGCUGCUCUGCUCUGCUCUCCUCUCCCCUCCUUCGUGACCCUUUGCGUCUUUUUUACCCUCUCCCCUCCUUGCAAUUUUAUAUUCUCUUCUCUUCUCUUCUCUACGUUACCUGUCGCUUUUGCCCUCUUUCUUUCCUUGCAUUGGUCUGGCUCAAUUGAUCUCUAGUGGCUGUUGCAAAAAUGGGCGUUAUUGACAAUGAGAUGAAGAAGCUGCAGGACGUAGUGUCCGGGCUGGAGGAUCGUGUAAGACGUCUGGAGCAACGACAAUCUGGCGAGAGUAUAACUUCAGAGAGUGUGCGCAUGAUUCUUAUGGGGCCUCCAGGAGCUGGAAAGGGAACCCAGGCACCCAAGAUAAAAGAAAAGUUCGCAUGCUGCCAUUUGGCCACAGGUGAUAUGCUCCGAUCCCAAGUCGCCAAGAAGACCACUCUUGGUCGAGAAGCAAAGAAGAUUAUGGACGCUGGUGGCCUGGUUAGCGAUGACAUUGUUAUCGGCAUGAUUCGGGAGGAAUUGGACAAUAAUAAAGAAUGCAAGGGCGGUUUCAUUCUCGAUGGCUUCCCUCGUACCGUAGCCCAGGCCGAAUCGCUCGACAAGAUGCUUGCGGAUAAGAACCAAAAGCUCCAACACGCCGUGGAGCUACAGAUUGACGACGCUCUGCUUGUCGCACGGAUCACUGGUCGCUUAGUCCACCCUGCUUCCGGUCGAAGCUACCACAGUAUCUUCAACCCACCAAAGAACGCCAUGAAGGACGACAUUACUGGCGAACCCCUGAUCCAACGCUCCGAUGACAACGCUGAUGCGUUGAAGAAGCGUCUGGUUACGUACCACGCCCAGACUGCCCCUGUCGUCGGUUACUACAAGAACACUGGCAUCUGGAAGGGCAUUGACGCUAGCCAAGAACCCGGCCAAGUCUGGUCCAGCUUGCUAAAGAUUUUUGACAACAGCCAAAGCUCCAAAACCAGUGGUGGCCUCUUAAGCAAGCUAACCCGUCAAUAACCCUGUAGUCGCCACUGUCACUGUCUUUAACUUUCAACACCCAGCCUGGUUUUUAACAACCUAUCUCUAAGUGGACGGAAAUUUGGUACAAAUACGGAGGGUUUAUACCAAUGAGCAGGGCAUCGCACGAUUUGUGUAGCAAGGAUGCUUACCUAAUCUUGUAAUCCAAUCCAAUGCGACGCAGUGUGAUGCGAUGCGAUGCGAUGCGGUAGGGAAAGGGUAUUUGGAGAAGCUUUUACGAUACCUGGAGCAAUGGAAGUGAUGAUGAGAAAAAAGGGGGGCGGGUUGAAAUGAAAUGAAUAAAAAAAAGAGGGCAACGACGCAUGGGACUGAACGCGACUUUGUAUCAUACGCACGACCUGCAUGUACUGUGUCAUUAAUUCAGCCUUUUCGAACAUAUGGAUGGAUCUCGUAAUCAUUCCUUCGUUGAUGCUCAUGGAGCGAUCUUUUGACUUGCUACGAAUAUGUCUUGUUGUGACCUUCUCGUCAUGGUACGUUUAGUAGAAAGAAGUAAGACACUGAAUGAAGCCUGAUUCUCUUUGUGAGGUCUGGUAUAUUCUUCUGUCUCAUAAUCUUGCGUGAGGGCUUCCUGUCUU
Messenger RNA from Hypoxylon fragiforme, 2047 nucleotides. RefSeq names its product adenylate kinase cytosolic. The transcript has 5 exons. Gene Ontology annotation, cellular component: cytoplasm; mitochondrion. Lineage: Eukaryota; Fungi; Ascomycota; Sordariomycetes; Xylariales; Hypoxylaceae. The record is from RefSeq and is a predicted model, not a curated record. Gene Ontology annotation, molecular function: ATP binding; AMP kinase activity. The coding region runs from base 639 to 1451 and encodes 270 amino acids. Gene Ontology annotation, biological process: ADP biosynthetic process.